Molecule: messenger RNA, 1455 nt
Organism: Drechmeria coniospora
Lineage: Eukaryota; Fungi; Ascomycota; Sordariomycetes; Hypocreales; Ophiocordycipitaceae
Exons: 1
Coding region: 1-1455 (484 amino acids)
Source: RefSeq, a predicted model, not a curated record
AUGGAGUCAUCACGACAGGCUGGUCCUGAGUUUCUGCCUCGGACCCGCUACUGCCCGCCGGCGCCGGCGCCGCUGAACGUGUCCGACUAUUCCCACCGGCCGCUGCCGCCUCCCCCCCCACCGAGCAAGAAUGCGCAGCCAAAGGCGAAAAGCAUCCUGGUCAAGGAAUCUCGAGCGCCGCCUCCGCCGACAUCGAUACCCUUGUCCCCGGUCAUGUCGAGGGCGAGAGGCAAGAAGCCGAGCACGAAGCCGGUCUUCGAUCUCGACACACCGCUGCCGCAACCGCCGCCGAUCCCCCCGACCAAGCCUAGCGUUCUUCCGACGCAGGGACACGCCCGUCGCGGGAGCCACUCCUCCCGCACCUCGACCGGUCGCCGAUCCUCAAACGGCCGCCGCCCCUCGACCGCGCGGCGCGCCUCCAGCAAGAUCCAGCAGCUCACGGGAUACGACAUUGACGUGGCGAAGGAAUCGAGCUUCCUGCUGGACAGCGACGACUCGGACAGCUCGAGCAUGUGCAGCCCUGGCAUGAAUUCCGACGCCCACCUGCCCAUGCUUGAGGCCGACAGCGAAGGAUUCUCGAGCAGGAGGAGCUCGUGGGCGCCACCGUCGCCUCGGCCGACGCUCAUGCCCCUGCCCUUGACCAUCAGCAAGCCGGCGAGCCAGCCGGAGGUGGACGAAGCGCUCGAUCGGGAGUCGGAGCUCGGCUUGGACGACUUGCCGACUGCCCCGUGGAUGUCGGGGGGCCGCCACUUCAGCGACACGGAGACGGCCGGCGAGUACCACCGAUUCACGGCCCAGCUUGCCUCGGACAACCACGCGCAGGUUUGCCAGGACGAGGCGGAGAAGGCGGCGAAGCGGUCGACGGCUUCCUCGCGCCGGACGAGGUCCUCCCUGGGAUCUCUCAGCAUCAGCUUCGCGCCCGGCUCGAGGUUUUCGCGUCGCAAGAACACGCCAAACGCCCUCGACGUGAAGCCGUCAUCCUUUGCCAAGGGAGGCCAUCCGUUGAAGACGCCGAACCCGCCGACCGAGUACGACGAGCCGGUGCCGGAGAUACCGAUUCAGAUGCGCAGCCACGGCUACAGCAAGAGCAUGGGCCACAGCCGCAGCAAGAGCAAGAGCCAGAGCCAGAGCCAGAGCUCGAGUCACAGCAGGGGCCCGAGCCAGAGCCAAAGCUCGAGCCACAGCCGGGGGCCGAGCCAGAGCCAGAGCUCGAGCCACAGCUGGGCCCAGAGACAGAGCCAGAGCUCGAGCCACAGCCGGAGCCAGAGACAGAGCCAGAGCUCGAGCCACAGCAAGGCGUAUAGCCAGAGCCAGAGCGCGUUCGACGACGAUUCCGAUGACGAGAGAGGCCCCGGCCAAGGCAUCAAGGACUGGUUUGGACGGAAGAGCAGCGAGCACCACGGAGCAGCGGACCGGCCGCGCGCUCUCAGCGUCAGUGCGAGGCGACACCAUUGA